AUGCAAUUGUUUCGUGCUUUUUUGAUAUAUGACUUUGGAAUAUCAUCUUUUUACUUAUCAGUGAGAAGAGAUUUUGAAUUAGAUAACAUUUGGAAGGCAAAUUUAAAAGAAAUUACCCAAUAAAUACAAAUAUAGAAUGUUAUAGAGGAAAAAGAAUUCUAAAUGAAAUCUAAUUAUGGUUGUAUUAGAGGAAAAUUCGAUAUUUUAAAAAGUAAUUUAAGUAAUACUCAUAUUUAGAUCGAGUAUUAAUUUUAAUUUCCACAAACCAGGUACAUGAAAUAUUUUAAGCUGAACUUUUACUUUAACUUUACUCUUAUCUUUUUGAACUUACUUAAUACUAGAAAGUACCUGUCAUAAGCAUAUAAUAGUUAAAUAUUAGUGAUCUAGAACUUUAUUAAAAGAGUGAAGUCGAGAAAAUCAUAAAAAAAUAUGAAGAAAAAUUAACAACAUCGAAUAUUUUUGUGACCAGUUUGUCAUAAAGAAGUUCAUCAGAAAUAAAUGAAUAAAAACAAUAAAACCUAAAAACAUGUACAUUUCAAACUGAAGAAAGCAUUGAAAAAUCUUCUUGUUAUAUUCAAAAAAGUUGGAACUAUAAUUAAAAAGCCUUUAAAGGCUUUUUAAUGUAUGAUAAAAAAAAACAAUUCUUUUUAAUGUUGAUAAGAAAAGGUUUUAAUAAUGAUUCAGUUUGGGUUGAAGAGAGAGGGAGAAUCGAAAAAUUGAUUGGAGGCCUAAAUAAGUAAAAAACUUCAAUAAUGUCUACAUCUACCUAAUUUGCUUAAUAUUUAAUAGAAUAUGAUAGUUAGACGAGUACUCUAUUUUAUGUUUAUAAUAGACUUCUAUUUUAUUUUGUUAUCUAAUAAUAUAAUUCCCGAUUCACCUUAAUACGAGCUAUUAUAAAGAAUAAAACGAUUUAUUUCAAAUUAAUCAAAUUUGUAAAAAGUAAUUUUAUAUUUUUAAAAAAAUAGCAUUGUAAAUUUGAGAUUGAAAACUCAUGCUUAUGUGCUGUAAGUGAUAUUAUAGAUGCACAGGAAAGAAUUUACAUCAAAAAAUUCCACACACAAAUUAUUGAAACUAAUUUAUUUAAGAAGUCAACUUCCACUUAAUAAUCUACUAAUGUGCAAUCAAUGAAUAGUAUUACAAAUAAUUAAGAAAACAAAUAAAAAUUAGAAUUGUUACCAUGA
This is a messenger RNA of Paramecium sonneborni, 1181 nucleotides long. Lineage: Eukaryota; Ciliophora; Oligohymenophorea; Peniculida; Parameciidae. The record is from the annotation of a GenBank genome assembly.